CAACAUCCGGUUUAAGCGUCUAAGAGGGAAGUUCAGAAAGAUUUGUACAACACUGCAGCCUAUGCCGCCAAAACUUUUUAGGUUAAUUUAACUGUGUUCCAUAUCAUUAGCUUACAAAUUUCAGAAGGGAUGACAGAAAGCACAUGUCAGCAGUAGGACUGAACAGAAGAAGGACGUCGCGAGAGUCUCGUGCUGUCAAACUGAACGACAGAAAUCUGCAGACUCUGCCUCUGGCGAACACACUCUUCAGCUGACUGAUUUUAAAGGUUAUAGAUAAUGGCAUCGUUUUCUGAGACAGAAGUGCAGUUCUGGAUGGCCAAAGCAGUGAACUGGUGUGAAACUACUUCUGGGUCAACGCUUCUGGACACAAGCAGACACCUUAAUGGUCUGAGAAGCUUUCUCCAGCAACUUCUACAGGGGCUUCAACAAAUGAGCUCCACUAGCGAGGCAAUGAGGACGUUUCCUUUUGUGGGCCAGCUCUUGGGAAGACUUUGUUGGAACCCAUGUGUUAUUGCGGAUGAGAGCAGCCAGACGCUCCUGCUGCGCUGUUUGAACUGUCUGUACAGCGUUGAGCCGCUGAAUGCUAUCGAACGGAAAGCCAACAUGUGGAUCAAGAGUUUGUUGUGUCAUCUGAUAUCAGAUGAGGAGGGCAGUGUAGCUCAUGCUACAGUAAAACAUGCCGGAUUAACUCCUCAGCAAUACCACUUGGACGCUCUUGAAAAGGUGGUUUCAUUAAUGACACAGGAGGUCAUUAAAGGCUGUGAUGGUUCGCCAAACUCAUCAGCGAGGUGUUCAAACAGGAACAUUCACACAAUGUCAGCAGCAUGCGUUCCCCUGGUCACAUGUCAACAUAUGGCACCUGUCAUUGGUGCCCUGUUAAAGCACUCCCUACUGUGUGCAUCUUCCUGUCUGAGCAAAGAGUUCAUUGAAGAAGUCAGUAAGGCCUGGCUUAGCAAAAGACUUGUGAUAGAGGAAGAGGCUGUGGUGGCCCUAUAUUGUCAUAACCCCACCUGUCUUGAGGGGGCAGCAGUGAGCUUACUGGAAUCUGUAUUGUCUGAUCCUAAUGUAGUGACAGAGAGUCUGGACAAGUAUGUGAAUGAGACAUUACUGCCACAAGCAUCGGCCCUUCACUGCCACAUCUUCCUGACCAUCAAUGAGAUUUACAGGAACGUGCUGUUGGAGAUUGAUGAGAACAUUGCCGUGAGAGCCCUCAUACAGGUUUAUACCAACUGCUUCCUUCAGAGACUAAAUGCCUGCAAACCACAGGAUCGUCUACCACUCAGAGCCUUCUUUCCAAACGUGAUGCCAAGUCUACUCGUCCCUUUAUUGACAGCACCAUCAGACGUUCCCCAGGCAGCCUGGCUGGAUCAUCUGAACUGGAUAAGAAGAUCUCUUCAGAGUGUGGUGGAGAUCGAAGAGGAGGGAGAUGACGGGGCAUAUCAGGUUGUGUUUGAGGCCUGGUUCCUGCUGGUGCAGUGUGGUUUCUGGGCAGACACAGCUGCUGAGCUCCUCGUUCUGACAGACUCCGACAACUCCAAACCACUUCUCUGGCUUCUGACAUUUUUCCACCACCCCACCAACAGAGGGCACCAGAGGUCUCAACAAACCGCGGUGGCAGAAGAAGCCUGGGCUCAUAUAAGGAUGCUGUUUCAUGCUCAUCCACCCCUUCCCAGACACCUCAGUGCAAUGAAAGAGCUCCUUUCCUUAAACAUAUCUAGAAACCUCGUCCUGCAUCUGUUUUUAAACUUUGUCGUCUUUGCCCAUGGACCCGUUAACCUUACCACAGAAAUAAUUGACAAGGUGCUGAUUGACGCUGGUGUGAAGCGGAGGGCACUGUGGAUUCUCUCCUCCAUAGACUGCAGACUAAACAGAACCACCUCGCCAGAGGACAGGGUUCAGUCCAGGCUGAGGACGCUUCGGGAAACCCUCCUCGCACCCUGCAACGACAUCUUCGCGUAGAAGCUCUCAGUUUCAGGUGCUCGGGAAACUAUUUAUUGGGAGAAGGAUUUCUGGCGUGGCUCUGUUAUAUGCACCAAAAUGCUGAAUGGGACAAAAGAGAAGCCCAGCUGCUGUUUUAUUUUAAAAGCGGUUGGUGGUCUCUGGUUAAAACCGAGAAGGGCCUACAGACUCGUCUGGGCAGUCCGCAAUGAUGUACCGAGCCAAAUAAACGAAACGUAUAUGUUUAUGUCUGUUAGUAUAGAAGUGAUUUGGAGAAUAUAAAUUGACUCCUGUCAGAUUUGGUCGUAUUUUGUAAGUGUUUGGACUUUUGUUGUCUCUUUCUCGCUUGCACGCCGUACGUCUUCGCUCAGUGUCCUCCCACACACGUUUGAUGGGAGAGCAUGCCUAAAUCCCUCUUACCACAUGAAUACUUGUGUAUGUGUGUGUACGUGUACUACUCCCAAAGUGAUCCUCUUUGAAUAGUUUAGUAUCUGCGUACUGUACUUUCUAGGCUUCAUCAUCAUCAGUAGUGAGUCUCAGUCUCCAUGUCUGUUUUCCUCUGCGAUAUUUCCUCUGUCCCACCCUUUCUCAAGCAGUUCAUUACUCAAAACUGGGUCAUACUGAAUAUACUGCCGUAAGACUUAUUAAUGUUUUCUUUCAUUUGCAUAAGUGCUGUGAAAUUAAAAAGCUGAAUGUCAUUUAA
Messenger RNA from Misgurnus anguillicaudatus (oriental weatherfish), 2641 nucleotides. It is a transcript of the gene fancc, whose product is annotated as FA complementation group C. Gene Ontology annotation, cellular component: Fanconi anaemia nuclear complex. Lineage: Eukaryota; Metazoa; Chordata; Actinopteri; Cypriniformes; Cobitidae. The record is from RefSeq and is a predicted model, not a curated record. Gene Ontology annotation, biological process: nucleotide-excision repair; cellular response to oxidative stress; interstrand cross-link repair.